Molecule: messenger RNA, 5058 nt
Organism: Polychytrium aggregatum
Lineage: Eukaryota; Fungi; Chytridiomycota; Chytridiomycetes; Polychytriales
Exons: 12
Biological process (GO): microtubule-based movement
Cellular component (GO): kinesin complex; microtubule
Molecular function (GO): microtubule motor activity; ATP binding; ATP hydrolysis activity
Source: RefSeq, a predicted model, not a curated record
CAGGUGGUCGUCAGGGUCCGCCCGUUCAACUCCCGCGAAAUAUCCAAGGCGUGCAAGUGCAUCAUCAAAAUGCAGGGCCCAUCAACGGUCAUUACAAAACCGCUCAAUCCAUCGGCAUCACCGUCGCUGGAACCAUACAAGUCUCAGCAACAGACAGAAGAGUCGCUCAUCAAACACUUUACCUUUGACGCCUCGUAUUGGUCCUUCGAUACCGACCAUGCGAACCAUGCCAACCAGGAAACCGUCUACCAGGAUGUCGGCAAGGAGCUGCUCGAGCACUCGCUCGAAGGCUACAACGUCUGCAUAUUCGCUUAUGGGCAGACAGGCUCCGGCAAGUCGUACACAAUGAUGGGAUAUCAGGACUCGCACGGCAUCAUCCCGCGCUUCUGCAAGGAUCUCUUUGAGCAGAUCGAGGCCCGGCAAGACGAGCACAAGUCAUUCUCCGUCCAAGUCUCAUACAUGGAGAUCUACAACGAAAAGGUCCGUGAUUUGCUCAACCCCAGCAACAAGGGCAAUCUGCGGAUCCGGGAGCAUCCCAGCCUCGGUCCGUACGUCGAAGAUCUGAGCAAGAUGCUUGUCAACUCGUUCGAAGAGGUGUCGGAGCUCAUGGACGAGGGCAACAAGGCCCGCACCGUCGCCGCAACCAACAUGAACGAAGUGUCCUCUCGUUCCCAUGCCGUCUUUACCCUCAACUUGACCCAAAGACUCACCGAGCCCAUGUCCGGACUGCAGUCUGAAACCGUCUCGCGAAUCUGCCUCGUUGAUCUGGCAGGCUCCGAACGAGCGGACGCUACAGGCGCAACCGGACAGCGCCUCAAAGAAGGCGCCAACAUCAACAAGUCGCUCACCACUCUUGGCAAGGUCAUCUCGGCGCUUGCUGAAAACAGCUCCGAUGUCUCGCUCGGCCGCAAGGCCAGUAUUCUGCGUAAGAGCGACCAUCAUAUCCCGUAUCGAGACUCGGUGCUCACCUGGCUGCUGAAGGACUGUCUUGGUGGUAACUCCAAGACCGUUAUGAUCGCAGCCAUCUCGCCGGCUGAUGUCAGUUACGACGAAACCCUGUCGACUCUCCGGUACGCGGAGCGGGCCAAGAGGAUCGUCAAUAAGGCUGUAAUCAAUGAGGACUCGAACGGCAAGCUAAUGAAGGAGCUGCAGCGCGAAGUUGAGGUACUGAGAGCCCGCCUGGCUGCGUACGAGAGCGACCUGACCCGCCCCAAGCUCAGUAUCCAGAUCGACAACAGCCGAUCUCAGACCGGCACCGAGACUCCGACCAAAGUCAAGUUCAAGGAUGUGCCUGUUUCCGCACCAGCCUUCACGAUCGAGGAGGUGGACGAGCCCCAAGAGCCUCGGUCCGAGAGCCGGGCCGAGACUGAGAACACGGACAUGAGCACCCUCAAGGACCAGCUCGAGGCGACCGAGAAGCUCAUCACCGAGAUUACGGAGAGCUACGAAGAGAAGCUGAAAAAGACGCAGCUGAUCCAGUCCCAGCGGGAAAAGGCCCUCAUGGAGAUGGGCAUUGCGCUGGAGCCCUCCAAGACAAUUGGCCUGUAUACCCCACAGACGGUUGCCCACUUGCUCAACCUGAACGAAGACCCGCUCAUGAACGAGUGCCUGAUCUAUCACAUCCCCAAGGGCGAAACCGUGGUUGGAAGCCAGGAGGGCGCUGACAUUCUGCUGAGCAGCGAUAUGAUUCUCCCGCACCACUGCACCUUUGUCAAUAACGACGAGGAGAAAAAAGUCUUUGUCAUCCCGACCGAGGGCAGCAUGGUGAUGGUCAACGGCCAUCUUGUUUCCGAAAAGUGCCGCCUCAAAUCGGGGUUCCGCCUGAUCCUCGGCAGCAACCACGUUUUCCGGUUCAACAACCCCGAGGAACUGCGGAUGGAGCGCGCCAGCUCGGGGGCAAGUCAGAAGCGGACCUCACAUCUGUCCUUUGCGACCUCGCCCGAGAGCGGCGAAGGCUCAUCCGCCACCGCCGGCAGCGACGUCAUUGACUGGAACUACGCUCAACGCGAGCGCGAGCGCAUCAACGGCCCCAUGGACGGCUUCCCUGCUGUUGGCAAGGGAUCGCUUGUCGUCGGCGACGCAUCGGCCCCACAUACCCGCGAAAGCUCCGUCAGCCAACCCGAGCAGUCCAGCGAAGCUGAAAGCCAUCCCGAAGUCGACAAGCUCAUCCAUGACAUGGAGACCCAGAUGUAUGCCGUCCGCGAACGCGAGGCCUCGCGGCUCAUCGAGGAAAGCAUGCGAACUCAGAAAGUCCAGGUGAUCGAAGAAGAGCUCAAGAUCGAGAAGGAGCGGAUGGAGCGACUUCUGGAGAUGCAGCGACUGAACUACGAAGCCAAGCUGCGGCGCAUUUCGGUCAAGGCCAAGGGCAGCUCGCAGGCCGGAUCGACAUCGUCACUGUUUUCGCCGCAUCACCAGCAGCUUGCCCGCAAGUUCCUGGCGCGCUGGAGGUCGCGAAAGUUCAUCAAGCUGGCCGAGGAGAUUCUGACCAACACCGUCAAGCUCAAGGAGGCCAAUGUCAUUGCCCAGGAGCUCCGCAAGCAGGUCAUGUUUCAGUUCGUGAUCGUUGACAACCACUUCAACGAACCGACGCGCUCGUUUUGGGAGCAGCCCUCCGAGGCAGCCGUAUUGGGCGACGCCAAAGCCUUGCAGCCGGACAAGCCGUACCUCGGCGUCCGGGUCAUGGACAUGCGCAGCGACUCGAUCCAGAUCUGGCCGUUUUCUACGUUGGCCGAGCGGCUGCCGCAAAUGCAGGGUCUCUACAACUUUGGCGACACCUCGUCGCUGCCGACGUUCACACCGCUGCCGACCUUCGAGGAUCCCUUCCGCGGCACGGUUCAUCCUUACUUUGACUUUCUUGGAGUCGGCUGGGUCUCGGUGAACAACCUCGCAUUCGGAUUCACCAAGGAGACGGUGUGUCCCAUCAUUCAGCUGGAAACUGGCGAGACCCUCGGCCGUCUGCGGGUCAUCAUCAGCCCAAUCACUGCCGACAACAACGCGCCCUCACGCAAGCCUGGAUACCGCCGCAAGAAGGCCAGGCCCGCGCGCUCUGGCAACGAAAGCAGCGACGAGCACGGCAGCGACGACGAUGCCGGAAGCGAGUACGACAGCGAUGACUUCCAAGACAGCCCGCCGCGUUCGCCGAUUUCCCUGGACGAAGGCAAGGAAAUCUUGUUUGAAGUCUCGGUCCUGGAGCUCCAGGGCAUCUCUGAAACCGAGUACACGCAGCUGCACUGCCAGUUCCGUCUGUCCGAGUUUGACCAGACCAGCGAGGCACUGCCAUCCAGCCAGACGACAUUCCAACCAACUGAUCGUGUGUAUGCCACCGAUCCGGCCGUGGACUUUGGCGACACCUGCCAGUUCGACCUGACGCAGUCGGUCAAGAUCAAGGUAACGGACCGAGUCAAAGACAUCAUCGAGCACGGCAUGGUGGCCUUUGAGAUCUUUGGACGACGAUGCCACACGGUGCAGGAACUGGUCGACAACGAGCUUGGCCCCAGCCUCUCCGACUCGGACUCGGACGACGAUGGUUCGGUGCACCGGCCGAAGUCAGUCAUCUCGCGCACGAACAGCGUCCGUACGGUUCGCACGACGCGCUCGAUUCGAUCGAUGAUCAACCUGAACCCCAACGACGACGAGAGCGAGCUCGAGCGACACAGCAUCCUGGCCCAGCUGCAGAUCCUCGAGCUGUCGCACACGGACGGACGGUUCAAGUAUGUCCCCGUCCAAGACGCGGCCGGGUCGAUAAACGGGGUCACCGGCGUCUUUUUGAUGCGACAGGGCCUUCAGCGUCGGAUAUCGCUCAGAAUCACCCACACCAGCGGCAAAGAGUUCCCUUGGUCGACGAUCACCGCCAUGUCUGUCGGCAACAUCCGUCUGGCGCCGACAAAUAAGCUGCAAGAGGCAGCCUCCGGCGACAACAACAUGAUCUCGCUCAACGUGACGGAGAAGGAGAAGAAACUGGCGAUUGUUGCCCGCGAUGGGCGGACGGUGCUGGAGGUCGAGUGUCCAUGGGACUCGUCGCUGCACGAAAGCGAGCUGCUGAACCGUGUGUCCCGGGGCAAGCGGCUGCUGAUCGACGUUUGCUGGACCAUGGAGACAUCGCUGCUGCAGAGUGGCGAACGCAGUUCAAUCGGCCCUGUGCAUUUUUCCACAACCGUUGCCCUCCAAAUCUACGACCGCGACUUCAAGGUCAAGGCGCUCACGAACGCCCGGUUGAUGGGUCUACUCACCGGCACGGGCUUCAACGUCAAGCACAUGAAUCAUAUCAACCUGAUCUACGUGAUUGCACUGCAGAAAGAGCAGGAGCGUAAGCGCCGCGACUGGGCCAAGAUGGAUACCAGCGGGAUUUAUGUCCGCGGCGAGGAAUGCUUGAACGGCUGGAAACCGGACGGCAUCGAGCUGCUGCUGGGAUACCAGAAAGCCAUCGACCGGGUCCGGUGGCGUCAGGAGGUCGAAAUGACUCGCCAGCGACUCGGGAUGGAUGUCCCAGCUUCAUCGACCUCGGGCACGAAGGAGCCCGCAGGCUCACGAAGCGGCGGCGAGGCGGACAAACGCGACCAGAUCCUGCUCCUGCGCAAGUGCCUGGAGCUUUGGCGGCGACGAUCUACCCGCAUGACGACAUCCGACCUCGUAAGUGCUCAAAUUUGUACGAUUGGGAGUUGUAAGGAUGAGAGGGAGUGUGCAAGCUGCAAACGGCCAGGUGGGAUGUGCCGAUUCGACGGCCUGGUCUCCAAGCGCGGCUGGCUGGCCUGUCCCGAGGAUCGCGGCGAGAGCUGGGUGAAGCGAUGGUUUGUUAUCCGUCGGCCGUACAUGCAUGUCUUUGCCAACAACAACGAGGCCGAGCAGAUCUCGACUAUCUGUCUGGAGAACGUGACCAUCACAGACUCUCCGGAUCUGUGGAGCAUCCUGCAGCGACCCAACGUCUUUGCAGUAUCGACCAAGUUCCACAACAUUUUGCUCCAGGCUCAAACGAUCGAAGAAAUGGCCGAGUGGAUCAACACGAUCGAUCCGCUGCACAGCGCCGCAAUCCUGAGCCGAAUUGGACACGCCCGAGACUGA